This is a messenger RNA of Peronospora matthiolae, 594 nucleotides long. The record is from the annotation of a GenBank genome assembly. Lineage: Eukaryota; Oomycota; Peronosporomycetes; Peronosporales; Peronosporaceae.
AUGCGAUGCGCGAGCAAGGCCGCCGAGAGCGCGUCCACACGUCUCUGUGCGGACGCCGAAGCAGAAACUACAGCAACUGAUGUCUCAUCGGUUGCUGAAGCGACCCAGCCUGUGUCACUUGGUGAUGCAGGCGCUGGUCAUGAAGACACUCGUGUCUUCACAGAGUACGAGCUCGGUGUCUCGUACUCUCCUGAUACGGAUGACGGAUCCGUAUCGACGGCGAUUGAAUCUAAGCCGCCUGCCAAGCGUGGCAUGGACAUGCUUUGCGUCGCAGCAUCUUUGGUUCAUCUGAUUCAUCAGAUGAACCAUCGCCGAAGCGAAGGCGCUCGAGGUCGCGAGACUCGGGCGCUAACAGUGGUGUCGGUUCUCCUAUGGACACCACUUCACAGCGAGGUGCCAGUACUUCUGUCGGCACGUCGCAGGAAGAGCGGGACCGCAAUGUGUUGCGUCUCGCUCCAGAAAAGAAGGCAUGGAUGCCUCCUAAAUCCGUCAUGGAUCACUUGUCGGCGACGACGAGUGAUCGUUAUCGAACACGGUUGUUCGAUUCGUCAAGGAUCCAUCACCUUGACCCCAGUGCGAAAACUAUCGCGCUGA